UCCAUUUUCAUCUCUCUAUCUCUCUAGUAACUACACGCCAUGUAUGGACACAUUGGGAAUGAAUUUUCUUAUGACAACUUUGUCCAUUUUCCAUUACCGGACAUCACAAGUCCUACAACUGCACCACUAGCCUUGCCCCAUCUCGCAAUUUUGAGCAACAACCAUGGCUCCCUUUCAGCAUUCAAAUCCGAACUUGAAAACAAUAGAAGUGUAUGCAGCAGUUAUAUUGGCUCUCCAACUUCAAUCGCUAGUCGUGAAACAUACACUUCGACUUUAAUUCAACGGAGCAUAAGUAGCCACUCUCUUCACAAAAACUUCGAAGGCUACUCUCGACUUGAUUCAUCGCCAGUCAGGAAGGUUUUAAGCACUGGUGAUUUACAGGGCAUAAACUUGGCACGGCAUAACCAGCGAUCCAACAGUCCAUUGUCAAAUGACAGCAGCUCUAUCAUAGAAAGUAUGAGCAAAGCCUGCCGAUACAGUCCAGAGGAGAAAAAAGAGAGAAUUGAAAGAUACAGAAGCAAGAGAAAUUUGAGGAACUUCAACAAGAGGAUUAAGUAUGAAUGCAGGAAGACAUUGGCAGACAGUCGACCACGCAUUAGGGGGAGAUUCGCGAGGAAUGAUGAAACGGAGAAGAUGAGUCGGAGUCAAUGGGAUCGUACGGGCGUAGAGGAAGACGAGGAGGAUAAUGAUAACUGGAUCAACAUUCUCAAUGCUUUUUCAGCAAAUAUGAUGCCUUGAUCCUAAAAGAGUUCCCAAAUAUUAAUAUUUUGGAGCUUCAUAUGUACUUAACAUUUCAGUUUAAGGAUUCUAAAAGGUGAAAUUGAUUAUCUACAUUUCCUUUAUUGCAUUGUCAAAAUAUUGAAUAUGUGCAUUGAAAAUGUUACUUAAUUUCAAGAAUUCUAUUGUGAUUUAUAACUUUUGUUUGCCACUGAAAAUACAGGAAACAUAUAUGCAUUUAAUCA
Messenger RNA from Olea europaea var. sylvestris, 962 nucleotides. Its product is annotated as zinc finger protein CONSTANS-LIKE 14-like. The transcript is spliced from 3 exons. Gene Ontology annotation, biological process: regulation of flower development. Gene Ontology annotation, molecular function: protein binding. NCBI's taxonomy places the organism in Eukaryota, Viridiplantae, Streptophyta, Magnoliopsida, Lamiales, Oleaceae. The coding region runs from base 40 to 738 and encodes 232 amino acids. The record is from RefSeq and is a predicted model, not a curated record. Gene Ontology annotation, cellular component: nucleus.